Molecule: messenger RNA, 678 nt
Organism: Euleptes europaea (tarantolino)
Lineage: Eukaryota; Metazoa; Chordata; Lepidosauria; Squamata; Sphaerodactylidae
Gene: TREX2
Product: three prime repair exonuclease 2
Exons: 1
Coding region: 1-678 (225 amino acids)
Biological process (GO): DNA catabolic process
Cellular component (GO): cytoplasm
Molecular function (GO): 3'-5'-DNA exonuclease activity; nucleic acid binding
Source: RefSeq, a predicted model, not a curated record
AUGGCUUCCCCCCAGGAAUUCCAGACCUUCGUCUUCCUCGACCUCGAAACCACCGGCUUGCCCCCCGACCGGCCCUGCAUGGCCGAGCUGAGCCUGGUCGCCGUCCACCGCCGCUCCCUGCAGUGCCCCACCCUGGAUUUGUCCCGGUCCCCGCAGCCUCCCCGCAUCUUGGACAAGCUCACCCUCUGCGUCGACCCUCAGAAGCCCUUCACCGCCAAAGCGGAGGAGAUCACCGGCCUGAGCAACCGGACGCUGGAGGAGGACUGCAAGCCGGGUUUUGACAGUGCCGCGGCAGAGGCCAUGAGGGCCUUCCUGGACCGGCAGGCCGGCCCCGUCUGCCUGGUGGCCCACAACGGCCUGUGCUUUGACUUCCCUCUCCUGCGGACCGAGCUCUGGCGGGUGAACGCCGACCUGCCCCCGGACACCGGCUGCUUGGACACGCUGCCCGCCUUGAAGGACCUGGACCAGGCUGCCAGCAAGAGCUACCGGCUGGGAGAGGUCUUCCGACGCUUCUAUGAGCGGGAUCCGGUCGGGGCCCACUCGGCCGAAGGGGACGCCCUCACCCUUCUCUUGGUCUUCCUCGCCCGAGCCCCCGAACUGAUGGACUGGGCAGCGGUCAACGCCCGGAGCUGGGGGGAGAUCAAGCCCAUGUACUCUCCCCAGUCCAAUCGGUUGUAG